Molecule: messenger RNA, 785 nt
Organism: Hydra vulgaris (swiftwater hydra)
Lineage: Eukaryota; Metazoa; Cnidaria; Hydrozoa; Anthoathecata; Hydridae
Product: Fanconi anemia core complex-associated protein 24
Biological process (GO): interstrand cross-link repair
Cellular component (GO): Fanconi anaemia nuclear complex
Molecular function (GO): chromatin binding
Source: RefSeq, a predicted model, not a curated record
GUCAUGUAAAUGUACCUUAUAAAUAUUCUUUUUUGACUUGAGACAUCCCUAUAUACAUACUCAAACGUGAUAAUUUUUAGUGAACAUUAAAAUGCGAUAUUUCUUUAAAAUUGUUCUUAAUGCAUAACAAUAAUGUUAUCACUCCAACUCAACCAUCUUUAAGAGGAUCAAAAAUACCAAAUGGCCAUGUUGUUCUUAAUUCCAAAUAUUACAAUUCACUAGUAAGCAAAUCGCUUACUGGAUUUGGUUUAAAGUUACUUUUUGAUGAUACACUUGGUCUAAUUGACUGCUACCCUUCAAACAGUUGUGCUGUUAUUAUAGCACAUGAAGCAGAUUUGGUUGCAGAAUCUGAACUUCAAGUCAAAGUUCAAAAAUUAUCAAAGUUUGCUGAUAAGAAGGUAAUCUUAGCAGAGUCAACAGAAAUCAGUGAUCAAUACUUUAAACGACUUCAAUUAAAGAUGUUAGGAUCUGUUGUGCAGGUCAUUCCAUUUACAUGUGUGCAGGAUAUUGGAAUUCUUAUUCAUCAACUAGGUAAUUCAGAAAGCAAAAGUUAUGUAAAGCCAACGAAAAGUCUUCCUGUUGAAGACUCUUUAUUAUCGUUUGUUCUGUUAUUUCCCGGAGUUGGCGAAAAGAAAGCUAUUGAGCUCUUAAAGACUUUUAAAAGUUUGUCAGCCAUCAUUAACGCACCGUUAAAUGAUCUUGCAAAAGUUGUUGGAAAUUCAACAGCUGAAACAAUAAAAUUUGCUUUGCUUGAAGAAGGAUGAAUCAUAGCUGAUGACAUCAUA